Colletotrichum destructivum is the source of this 2395-nucleotide messenger RNA. RefSeq names its product Putative AMP-activated kinase, glycogen-binding protein. Gene Ontology annotation, cellular component: nucleotide-activated protein kinase complex; cytoplasm; nucleus. Bases 170 to 2032 code for a protein of 620 amino acids. Lineage: Eukaryota; Fungi; Ascomycota; Sordariomycetes; Glomerellales; Glomerellaceae. Gene Ontology annotation, molecular function: protein kinase binding. Gene Ontology annotation, biological process: signal transduction. The transcript is spliced from 3 exons. The record is from RefSeq and is a predicted model, not a curated record.
UUUCCUUCUUCUUUUUUUCUCCUUCUUUGCAUUCCUCGAGCAUUCAUUCUCAACUGCCCUUCCUUUCAUACAGUUCCUGCCGACGACGAAAACCCCCCUUCGCCCCGAUCCGAGUAAUUCUAAUUACAUCACCUUCGAAGAAAAGAAGAAACCCUCCAAACCGAUCAGAAUGGGCACUUACAAGUUCACCUGGGCCCACCCGGCCGAGGAGGUCUACGUUACCGGCACUUUCGACAACUGGACCAAGAGCGAGAAGUUGGACAAGGUCGGCAACUCGUUCGAAAAGACCGUCACCCUGCCAAAUGCUUCAGAGAAGAUUUACUACAAGUUCGUCGUCGACAACAAUUGGAUCACAGAUCACACUGCUCCUCAAGAACCUGAUCACGAGGGCAACGUAAACAACUUCCUCACCCCCGAGCAGAUUGUCAAGGAGGACAUUUCUGCCGCAACCAUGAGCACCGUCACCCCCGAAUCUACCACCGCCGCCCUGGCCAAGGACGUGCCCCUCGAGAAGAAGGAUGACCUUCCCCAGGCCACCCCCUCCGACAUUCCCGGCGGCUUCCCCAUCACCCCCGCCGCCAACGAGCUCGACAAGUCUUUUGGCGUCAACCCGCUCCCCGCACAAGACGUCACUGCUGAGCCCGUGACCGUCGCUCCUGGCGAACCCAUUCCUCCGUCUGCGAAGGCCGGCGACAUCAACGACCAGGUUAAGCUCGAUAAGGAGGCCUACGAGGACUCUAGCGCCCUCCCAGGCCUGUCCAAGGAGGAGACCACCCUUCCUGCCGUCACCAGCAGCACCAUUCCCGAGUCCAGCUUGCCCAUCGCUACCACGGAUGUCACCAUCAACAGCGCUGCUCCUACUUCCACUACUGCUGCCCUCGCCGCCGAGGUUCCUGUCGAGACCAAGAAGUCCGAGGUUGACGCCCCCGAGUCCAGCUUGCCCGCUACGGCCACAGAUGUCACCAUCAACAGCGCCGCUCCUGCUUCCUCCACUGCCGCUUUGGCCGCCGAGAUUCCUCUCGAGUCUAAGAAAGCCGAGGUCCCCGAGGUUGUCAAGGAGAGCCAGGAGAAGGCUCACGCCGAGCCCGAGGCUAGCGCGAACCCUGAGGCCGUUCAGGAGAAGGCCGUUGUCGAGGAUGAGCUCCUUGACAAGGUCCCCACUGCUCCCUCCACAUCCGAGGGUACCUCCGGCUUUGGCACCCAAAAGACCGAGCUCGCCGGUACCGUCAUUGCUACCGCCGCCACCGCCGGUGGCAUUGCCGCCGCCGCCGUCAUCAACGCCAAGGACAGUGCCGUCGAGGCCGCUGCUCCUACCGUCAACCAGGUCUCCGUUGCCGCUUCCGACGCCGCCGCCCAGGCUUCUGUCGCUGCUACUGACGCCGCUGCUCAGCUUCCCGAGCCCGUUAAGGAGAGUCUACCUGUGAGCGUUCAGGAGGCCAUUGGCGGUCAGGUCAAGGAGGAGACUCGUGAGGAGGUGGCCCCCGAGGUCCCCGCCGUUGUCAAGGAGGCCAUUGUUGAGUCCGGCAAGAGCCCCGAGGCUGCUGCUAACACCGAGGCUGUCGUCGAGAAGAAGGAGGUCGAGGCCGAGCUCCUCAAGGAGGUCAAGGCCGCUCCCGCCGUUGGCGAGGAAGCCGAGAAGCCCAAGGUCGAGGCCGCUAAGGAGGAGGUUAAGGAGACCAAGGAAGAGGUCAAAGAGGGCGACAAGUCCAAGACCGAAGCUGUCAAGGAGGAGGCCAAGCUUGCCAAGGAGGAGGUCAAGGACGCUGUCACGGAUGACUCCAAGAAGGAGACCAACGGCGUCAACGGUGCUCACCCCGCGACGACUGCCAACGGCACCAACGGCGCUACCCUCGCCACCAUCAAGGAGCCGGAGGCUCCCACAACCCCCGCCAAGGCGCCAUCUUCCGUUCCCGAGUCAACGACACCAAGCCACAGCAAGGCUGCCGAGAGCCCGUCGGGCACCGAAAAGAAGAAGAAGAACCGCCUGAGCGCCUUCAUCGGCAAGCUCAAGAGCAAGGUGCACAGCAAGUGAGCGGCUUAAUGAUGUUGACGUUCGCCGUCAGGAUGCGCGUGGAUGGGAGGCUCUGUCUUUCACCUCGGUUCUUGUGGUUUUUCCUGUCGGGUGCUGCGUAUUUGGGUUGUUUGUCGUUUCUAUGAUUCCCCUGGUCCACUUUGCAUGUGCAAGAGCUCAAGAGGUAGAAUGAGGCAUGGCAGCUGCGUGUUGACGAUGUUGGAAGUACGGCCGUUCCUCUUGGGCCUCUCUAAAAAUUAAUUGAGGAUGACGUAGGCUAUUGCCUCUCCUUCGGGUUUUGCGCUGCUUUUUUCAUGUUGGUACUUUCACGGCUCAUCUGCAUCGGACUAUCUUGUACCAUAAUACCUCGGUCGAGCCUAAUCU